GGCUGGGGGGCAAGGGGAGAGAAGAGUCCCGGAGGAAGAGGGCGAAGGAAGAGAGCGACGCUCCCUAAACUGACCCCUCUCCAGGGCGGACUUGGAAGGGAUGUUGCUAUAAUGGGGAGCGGAUAGGAUAGGCAGGAAGUCUUGAGGGUAUCUGUGGGUGUCCUCCUUGCUCCAAAUUUUCCAGCCAUGCCUUUCACAUCAGAAGGAACAAACGCGGGAGGGGAAUUCUCUAGUGGUCAUAAAAAGGAACGCCACUCCACUCCGAUGUCAAAGGGCAGGGGUUCAGGAAAUGCAGGGGAUGUGGCCACCACGGGGUUAAUCCCCAGCCGUCCCCAGGGGCCUCCCUGCUAAGGCUGGGGGCUUUGGGGCAGGAAGUCCCAGAGAGAGUGGAGGAAGGGAGAUAGUAUUGUCAGGCUCUGGCCCCAUGGGAGAGAUUAUGGGGGGCCAGGGGAGGGGAGAAUGGGAGGAUGGUUGGGUCCCCCUGCCCACACUGGCCCCGCCCUCAGGUGAGUCCAGGAGUUCGGGGGAGGCCCCGGCCAGACCAAAUCCCUGGGUCCCUUGGGCCGCCGCCCCCAGGAUUAAAUUCCUGGGAAGAUAGCUGGAAUUAUCUGGGAAGCCUGGGUCCCUAGGGAAGAGGGCUAUGACCUUGAAGCUUUCCAGCUCCCCCUCCUCCAACCCCAAGGCUCCGGAUGGAUGGGGGGGGCGGCGAGCAAAGGGGGAGGCGCCGUGGUGGGGAAGACAGCCGGCCCACAGCGCUCGGUGCCCGCCCCCCACACCAGCUGUCUCGACAGAAGAAGCUCCGUCUACAGCCUCCUCAACCCCUGAUUCCACAGAGGGAGGGAACGACGACUCUGAUUUUCGGGAGCUGCACACAGCCCGGGAAUUCUCAGAGGAGGACGAGGAGGAGACCACGUCGCAGGACUGGGGCACCCCCCGGGAGUUGACCUUCUCCUACAUCGCCUUUGAUGGCGUAGUGGGCUCCGGGGGCCGUAGGGAUUCAACUGCCCGCCGCCCCCGCCCCCAGGGCCGCUCAGUCUCGGAACCACGAGACCAGCACCCUCAGCCCAGCCUGGGCGACAGCUUGGAGAGCAUCCCCAGCCUGAGCCAAUCCCCAGAGCCUGGACGCCGGGGUGAUUCUGACACCGCCCCUCCAUCCGAGCGCCCCCUGGAAGACCUGAGGCUUCGGUUGGACAAGCUGGGCUGGGUGGCCCGGGGAGUGGGAUCCGGGGAGGACUCUUCCACCAGCAGCUCCACCCCGCUGGAAGACGAAGAACCCGAAGAAUCCAACAGAUUGGAGGCAGGAGAAGCUGGGGAAGAACUGGACCUACAACUCCGACUUGCUCAGUCCUCACCGCCCGAGGUCUUGACUCCCCAGCUCAGUCCGGGCUCUGGCACACCCCAGGCCGGUACUCCGUCCCCAUCCCGAUCGCGAGAUUCGAACUCUGGGCCCGAAGAGCCUUUGCUGGAAGAGGAAGAAAAGCAGCGGGGGCCACUGGAGCGAGAGCCAAUAAGGGGACAGUGCUUCGAUAGCACGGACCAAUUAGAAUUCACGGUGGAGCCACGCCUUCUAGUGGCGGACUUGCUGUACUGGAAGGACACGAGGACGUCAGGAGUGGUCUUCACAGGCCUCAUGGUCUCCCUCCUCUGCCUCCUGCACUUUAGCAUCGUGUCCGUGGCCGCGCACGUGGCUCUGUUGCUGCUCUGCGGCACCAUCUCUCUCAGGGUUUACCGCAAAGUGCUACAGGCCGUGCACCGGGGGGACGGAGCCAACCCUUUCCAGGCCUACCUGGAUGUGGACCUCACCCUGACUCGGGAGCAGACGGAACGUUUGUCCCAGCAGAUCGCCUCCCGCGUGGUCUCGGCGGCCACGCAGCUGCGGCAUUUCUUCCUGGUAGAAGACCUCGUGGAUUCCCUCAAGCUGGCCCUCCUCUUCUACAUCUUGACCUUCGUGGGUGCCAUCUUCAAUGGUUUGACGCUUCUCAUUCUGGGAGUGAUCGGUCUAUUCACCAUCCCCCUGCUGUACCGGCAGCACCAGGCUCAGAUUGACCAGUAUGUGGGGUUGGUGACCAAUCAGUUGAGCCACAUCAAAGCUAAGAUCCGAGCUAAAAUCCCAGGGACCGGAGCCCUGGCCUCUGCAGCAGCCGCAGUCUCCGGAUCCAAAGCCAAAGCCGAAUGAGAACGGUGUCUCCGCCCGCAGGACGCCUGCCCCCACCCCCAGCAGCCCUCUGCCCUCCUCCAUCUCCCGUCCGUUCCCACCCACUCCCCUCCUCGGCCUGAGUCUUUUCCCGGUGGGUGUCAGGAUCACUCCCACUAGGGACUCUGCGCUAAUUACCUGAGCGGCCAGGACUACAUUUCCCAAGAGGCUCUGCUCCAGGAGUCCAGGAAAGACGAGGCACCUUGGCCGCGGGGCCUGCUGGGACUUGUAGUUGCCUAGACAGGGCACCACCCUGCACUUCCGGACCCGCCGCUGGAGGCGCUGUGAGGCGUUGGUGUCUCCUGGACGCUACUAGCCCCUACGCCGGGGCUUUGCAUGGGGCCCAGGGGAGGCCUGAGCUUGGAUUUACACUGUAAUAAAGACUCCUGUGGAAAACU
Molecule: messenger RNA, 2592 nt
Organism: Cercocebus atys (sooty mangabey)
Lineage: Eukaryota; Metazoa; Chordata; Mammalia; Primates; Cercopithecidae
Gene: RTN2
Product: reticulon 2
Exons: 10
Coding region: 641-2176 (511 amino acids)
Source: RefSeq, a predicted model, not a curated record